Molecule: messenger RNA, 940 nt
Organism: Aphis gossypii (cotton aphid)
Lineage: Eukaryota; Metazoa; Arthropoda; Insecta; Hemiptera; Aphididae
Exons: 3
Coding region: 161-751 (196 amino acids)
Source: RefSeq, a predicted model, not a curated record
UUACCUUAUAUUUUUCAGUUUAGUGAAGUACUUUCACUACUUAUUACAGUCUUAACUUUUAUGUCAUGCCUAUCAUAACAAAUACCGAGUACCGGAUUAGGUACUAGGUAGACAUGCUCUUUUUCGAUAUUUUUCAACUUUGAUUGGAUUAAGUUGUAUAAUGUUGAAAAUUAUUGUAAUGUCUAUGGUGAUGUACAUAAUACUAUUAAUAGCGGCAAAAGUCAAUUGUAAAUGGAAAACUGCUACGCCCUCGAUACACAGUAGUCGCGUGCGAUCAACUUCGGAAGGUUUUACCAGUUCUUGUGCCGUAAUCGAAGAAGGCGUUCCAGUGUGCCAAGAUCCCGAGGAAGCUAACGAGAAUUUUCAUAUGCUAUCCACUACGCGAACGCCGUACCUGAAUAACUGGUUCGACGGAGUUCGGGACGAUUGGAGGUCCGCAACAGGAAGUAGUAGUCGUCCUGUAAGCUGGUGGUGGCGUUUCAUCGGCCAACUAAAACGGAAUCUUGAGAAAAAAGACCAGGUUUCAUCAACGACUAUGACUGCGGUUCGGAACGACGAGUCCCUGAUACCGGAAACAAUCGUCACGUACUCGAUUAAGGGUUGCAGCCCCACAGUAGUACCGUUCGAUUUGUCGGCUUGCAGCAACUUACCACCGGAUGCGCCGCACCAUGUCAGCACCACGCGGGUAAUUUACUACGUGCCACCGUCGUCGAGGAUCGACAGUUACGACCAAACCGACUUUGACCAAUGAUUGAUGUCUGUCAGUCAUAACAUAAUUAAUAAUAUUUAAAUUGCCAUUAUCAAAUAUACUAUCGUACAAAAUUUAUAGUAUUACGAUGUUGUAAUAAAGUUGAUACGCCACAAUAUUAUUCGAUAAUGUUUAAAGUGUUUAAGUAUUAUAUUUUAUUGAAACAUAACACAAUACUACUGAUAUUUAUAA